AUGAGGGAUUGGAAAUAUUUUGGCAGCUUGGCCACUUGCAGCAAUGUUUGCCGGGAUGUUGGGAAAGCCAUCUACAGUGAAUGGGUGAAGGACUAUGGAAUCGCAUCUGCAAAGCAGCAUUGCAAGUCUUUGUGGCCCAAGGCUAUUGCAGGCCGGUGGUCAGGUUGCAACAAAUCUGAAGAGCGGUUCCUUCUUUGCGGCCGCCAACGCUUGGCACCAAUUUUGACUACCGUGCUUGGCAAAACUGCUGCUUCUGCAAAAAAGUCUGUGAAGUCAACAGUUGAUGAGCAUAGUGUUGAGGAAGCCCAGGCCUACUCCGAGCGGAUGUCACGAUGGAAGAAAAGAACUGCGGAGUGCAUACAGGACAGCCUCUGGUGGCAAGUGGUUGAAGUCAUGAACAAGACCCGAGGCCCGCUUUCGCACUUUUCCAACUUCCUUCACAAACCGCAAGGGGAAUGGGGUCACAUAGCCCAACUUGUUGGCGGGAAGGCCAAUGACAUCAAGGAAGAGUUCAACAGCGUAUGGUCAAGUCUGAGGAAAUCUGGCUGUCUUGCGCACACUGGGAAUGAGAAUGACUACGACUCUGACCAAGUACAGUCGCAAUUUGUGAGGAAUCUCGCGAUGGAUGUUCUUUUGCACUCCGCUUCUGGCUACCAUCGAAAGGUCAUGUUGCAGUUGAAUGCCGGAGAGUUUAGAUUGCUUUUGCUGGCAGAGGCCCCUCCUCGGAAGUUUUGCCUGCGGCGGCAACAAGAAGCAAAACACAUCCUGGAAGAAACUUCCAAGUCUUCCAAGAAGCAAACUUGCUCGACGAGCUUGCUCAAGUUUCGCACCUUGUUCGAGAAGGAUUUGGCGUGGGCGGCUUCUGCGGGGUACUGUUCAUACCGGAUGUAUAUCACACUUCGUGGACUUGCGUGCAUGAUUGAGCCCGACGUACAGCCGUCCGAGCGGCUAAACAAGGCCCUCACGCUCUUCGGUGAUAGAUGCCCCUCGGGCACUUUGGAUUUGCGCACAGGGCGAGCAGCUAUGAAACAUUUUCUUGGAGCCUAUUCCAUCAGCAGUACCAAGAGGUACAAAGACAUGAAGCCAGCAGCCAAAGCCUUGAUGGCGGAAUGCUUGAAAGGCUGGGCUCUUUUGGAUGAAGUGGACUCAAAUGAGAACCGUUUCCAACAUGCAGAGAAAAGGAAUGACCUUCCAUCACUCGAGCAGGCAAAGAAGAAUGAUUCUACAUUGGAACCCAUUGCAAGCACCGCGUAUCCAUUGCUGACAUUGAAGCCCCUCGACAAGACAUCUGCUGAGGCAAUUAUGGAAUUUGCCGACGAGGAUGAGGAGGAGGAUUGCGAUGCGCACAGCACGGGCAAUGACCUUGACACUCAAGAAACGGACGAAGUGGGAGAAAUACUUUCACGCAUGAAAGCAGCAGCAUCGGCCCCAUCGGGGGUCAAGUGUGAUGACGAUGAGGGUGAUGACGGUGAUGACGGUGAUGGUGAUGACCCCUGGCAAAUGUUACGUGAGAUGGCGGAGCAGUACGAAGCAAACCACGUAGCUGGAGAUUCCGGAGAUGUGUCCGAAGCAAAUCUCAUUAGACAGGCGGCUGGCGAAUGCUAUGAUGAUGCUGUAGCCCAUGACUGUGAUAUUGACAAUUCUUUUGAGAUAGAGCAGAAAAUGGAGAUGAUGCAAGAACAACAAACACGAGUGGAAUCUGCAAUUGCGCAAUCGGUGCUGGCAUCUGGGAUCAAAGUUCAAGGGGCUGCUUUGCUGAAGAUUGCAGAGAAUGCUGUUGCUGUCCCCUGA
Durusdinium trenchii is the source of this 1791-nucleotide messenger RNA. The record is from the annotation of a GenBank genome assembly. NCBI's taxonomy places the organism in Eukaryota, Dinophyceae, Suessiales, Symbiodiniaceae.